CUCAUACCUCCACCAUCAACCAAAACCCCUCCUCUCCAUCAUCUCUUCCCUCCCUGCCUCGACCAUAAACCAAAAUGGGUCGCUUUCUAGAUCUUGCUCUUGUUCUCUUGACUGCACACGCCCGCUUUGGUCGCGCGCAACUCGAUGCAGUAUGUCCAGAAUACCUCCAAAAUCCACCCACAAACCCACCUCUUUGCGCAGGCAAUUGAAUGCAUCAUCUAACCACCUCACAGGAAAUUCCAGAAGGUCUCGAAGACCCCUCCAAGUCUCCUGCCAUCGCAGUGACAGUUGAUACCACCUUCCCCAAUGCCGAGAUCUUUGGAAUCAAGCUCGUCAACGGACAGGAGACCGAGGCUCUCAUCUCUUUCACCAAUGAGGAACCCGACCCAAUUACCGUGCAAUUUGUCGGUGGAAGUCUGUGGACUGGUGAUUUGGGUGCAGCUCCUCGAAUUGUGCGCAACUUGACCACUCAUCAAUAUGCGGUUCAAAUCCCCGCCGGUGAAAAACAAAGUCUCCCCUACCGAUUCCAGGUCAACAUGCACCCUCAGGACCUGAGACUCAACCUGGCUGCCGUCAUUUACACCGGUAACACUUUCCUCACUCUUCCUGCCUACAAUGGGACCGUGUCUGUCGUGGAGCCCGAUUCUAGCUUUUUCGACCCUCAAUUGCUCUUCCUCUACGUCUUCCUCCUUGCAGCCGCAGUGGGUGUUGGCUAUUUCUUCUACACCGUAUGGAUCCUCCCCUACUUCCCACAGCAAAAACGCAGGACCAGCAAGAAGACUCCUCGCAAGUCCGAGGUUGCUGUGACCGCUGAUGUCGAUUCUCCUACCGUCGCAACUGGUUCCAAGGCUUUCAAUGAGGAAUGGAUUCCCAACCAUCACAUUCAGCGUCCUGAAGCCCGCAGAGUCAAGAGCAGCGGCCGUCCCAAGAGCCGUGGCAAACCUGAAUAGACAGGCCACAAAUUCCCCUCUUCGCGUCACCAUGGCCAGCUGUAUGGGCUUGGUCUCCAGAUGAUUUCUCACCCCUACAGCCUCUAUGUCGGAAUUUUUCGGGGACACCAUAUCAAGAUGCGACUUUGGAAGGCGGUGUUAAUGAAUUCGACAGCCACGCUCAUCUCGCGAUUGGAUACUCACCAGGUUCAGGUUCAGGCUGGCUGGGGAGAAGUAAAAGAGGGGUUCGGUGGUCGGUGGGAGGGGUGGAAGUCCAUCUGCAUAUACAUACAUCGGAAACGGAAAAGUCACUUCACUUUACAUGCUUGUAACAUUAGUGAUGACAAUUGACAGGAAUGUCUAGCUACGGUGAAAGAGACCUACAUGGGAUACCUAGAAAAAGCGAGAGGGGAUUCAAAGCAGUGGAAAGUAGUUCGAGGACAAGGACAGGACAACAAGGUCACACACAGAGUUACACAGCUAGGUGCUUGACUUGUCUGUCAUCUAGGUCUAGCGCAUCUCAAAGAGAAGAGAAAAGAGACGCGCAUACAACAAACUAUGUUGAGGUAGUUAGCAUGCGACGAUGCAUAUAAAAUAAAACAAUAACAAUUCCAAUGUCCUCAACAUAUGGAUAGAAUAGGAUAGG
Molecule: messenger RNA, 1575 nt
Organism: Exophiala mesophila
Lineage: Eukaryota; Fungi; Ascomycota; Eurotiomycetes; Chaetothyriales; Herpotrichiellaceae
Exons: 2
Coding region: 210-950 (246 amino acids)
Cellular component (GO): endoplasmic reticulum membrane; endoplasmic reticulum
Source: RefSeq, a predicted model, not a curated record